UUCUUAACACACCUUCUGGAUAAGCCUCCCCUUGCGUUGCGCCAUUUUCCCCAACUUUUUCUUAUUAAAACUAAACACUAUUUAUUGAAUUUCACCAAUUCAGGUUCACAGAAUCCCAGAUCAGCACCUGAGUCCAUACUCUGUAACCCAAACCUAAGAAACCAGGUAGAAUGAUAGUGUUCCUUUUCCCUUAGCAAUAAAGAAGACCAUUUUCUUGAUCGGCUUGUGCGUUGUAAAGAUCAUAGCUUGGAGUGCAAAAGGGUAUGUCUGUAAUAGGGGCGUGUUCACAGUUUCUUUACGGAGAGGUUUAUCAGAGAGAUGAACAGUGGGCACAGUGCUUGGUGAGUGGGAGAGGGUAUCUGUUUUGUCGCAGGAGUGGUGGGUGUGGGAACAUAUGGGUUGGAAGCAGAAAGAGAGAAAGGAAGAUGAAAAGAAGAAAUUUUCGCGUGGAAGCUAUGUGGCCAGAUUUGUCAAAACCAAGUGAAGUUGAGAUGGAAGAAAUCACUGAUUCCGACCACCUCGAUCAAAUUCUUCUUCUUGCCCACGACAACUCACAACCUAUCCUCAUUGAUUGGAUGGCUACUUGGUGUCGGAAAUGCAUCUAUUUGAAGCCCAAGUUGGAAAAAUUAGCAGCUGAAUAUCUCGAUAAAGUCAAAUUUUAUUACGUGGAUGUGAAUAAAGUACCCCAGACUCUAGUCAAGAGAGGAAACAUAUCUAAAAUGCCAACAAUUCAGCUGUGGAAAGAUGGAGAGAUGAAGGCAGAAGUGAUUGGGGGCCAUAAGGCCUGGCUAGUUACUGAAGAAGUCAGAGAAAUGAUCCAAAAGUUCUUAUGAUACUUCUGUUUCCUCAGAAAAACAAGAGACAACAAAAGUUACAAUUGAAGAAACUAGUCUUCCAAUUUAUAUAUCUUUCUUGUUAAUACUUUUUGUAUGUUGGCAACUGCAUGUAGUUGUAGGUUAUAUAUAUAUUAAUGGAAUUCUGUACCAUAGCUGAAAGAAAUUUAACUGGGAAAAGAAGAUGCUCGGUGUUUGUCCCUCCCUCUCACGCAUUAGAGGAAUAAUACCAAGUUAAAAACUUGCAAUUGUUUUCUA
This is a messenger RNA of Vigna angularis (adzuki bean), 1091 nucleotides long. RefSeq names its product thioredoxin-like 3-1, chloroplastic. The record is from RefSeq and is a predicted model, not a curated record. The coding region runs from base 264 to 833 and encodes 189 amino acids. The transcript has 5 exons. Gene Ontology annotation, cellular component: chloroplast stroma. Lineage: Eukaryota; Viridiplantae; Streptophyta; Magnoliopsida; Fabales; Fabaceae.